This is a messenger RNA of Thamnophis elegans (Western terrestrial garter snake), 1783 nucleotides long. It is a transcript of the gene HSPA14, whose product is annotated as heat shock protein family A (Hsp70) member 14. Gene Ontology annotation, cellular component: cytoplasm; ribosome. The record is from RefSeq and is a predicted model, not a curated record. Gene Ontology annotation, molecular function: ATP-dependent protein folding chaperone; misfolded protein binding; ATP hydrolysis activity. NCBI's taxonomy places the organism in Eukaryota, Metazoa, Chordata, Lepidosauria, Squamata, Natricidae. The transcript is spliced from 14 exons. Gene Ontology annotation, biological process: cellular response to unfolded protein; protein refolding. The coding region runs from base 29 to 1546 and encodes 505 amino acids.
CAUUGUGGGUAGGGGAGGAGCAGCCAAGAUGGCGGCGAUCGGCAUCCACUUGGGGAGCAGCUGCGCCUGCGCGGCCGUUUAUAAGGAUGGCCGUGCAGAUGUCGUGGCAAAUGAUGCUGGGGACCGAGUAACUCCUGCUGUUGUUGCCUUUUCUGAAAAGGAAGAGGUCGUUGGUCUGGCAGCAAAACAAAACUGGGUGAGAAAUCUCUCAAAUACCGUAGUGAAAGUGAAACAGAUUCUUGGAAGAAGCUCUGGAGACCCACAAGCGGAAAAAUACAUUGCAGAAAGUAAAUGUUCAGUCACCGAAAAGAACGGAAAACUUGCUUAUGAAAUAGAGGGCAAAUUUGUUUCUCCAGAAGAUGUUGCAAAGUUAAUCUUCAGGAAAAUGAAAGAAACUGCUCAAUUCGCGUUGGGUUCGGAUGUGAACGACACUGUGAUUACGGUGCCUUUUGAUUUCGGAGAGAAGCAGAAAAAGGUUCUUGGAGAAGCUGCUAAAGGAGCAGGGCUUAAUGUCCUCCGACUAAUUCACGAACCAUCGGCUGCUCUGCUCGCUUACGGAAUCGGACAAGAUUCCCCCAGCGGAAAAAGCAACGUGCUGGUGUUCAAACUCGGAGGCGCUUCGCUUUCCAUCACGGUCAUAGAAGUCAACAGCGGCCUCUAUCGCGUGCUCUCCACCACCACCGAUGACAGCAUAGGCGGGACCUGUUUUACGGAAGCCUUAGCGCAGCACUUGGCUUCGGAAUUUCGCAGAUGUUAUAGAAACGACGUGAGCGGAAAUCCCAGGGCUAUGAUGAAGUUAAUGAACAGUGCAGAAGUGGCAAAACACUCAUUGUCGACCCUGGGAACUGCGAAUUGUUUUGUCGACUCUCUCUACGAUGGGAUGGAUUUUGACUGUAAUGUUUCCAGGGCCAGAUUUGAACUGAUUUGUUCUGCCCUUUUUGUGAAGUGCAUUGAAGCAAUCAAAAAAUUGUUGGAACAAGUGGGGCUCGGGACGGAUGAUAUUAGCAAGGUGGUUCUGUGUGGCGGAUCGGCCCGCAUUCCAAAGCUACAACACCUGAUCAGAGAACUUUUCCCCAAUGUUGACUUGCUGAACUCCAUCCCUCCCGACGAGGUCAUCCCAAUCGGAGCGGCCUUGGAAGCAGGAAUCUUGCUCGGACGAGAGCAGGUUUUUUCGGAUGACGACAUGCUGUCCGUUGAAUGUUCCGGCAAGGACAUAUUAGUCAAGGCAUUGGACCAGUCGGGGACUGACAAAUUCCUGGUGCUGUUUCCAUCAGGAACUCCUUUGCCAGCUCGAAGGCAGCACACGCUGGAGGCCCCGGGAAAAAUUUCCUCCGUCUGUCUGGAAUUGUACGAGUCUUUGGAAAAAGGCCCGGUGAAAGAAGACGACAGAUUUGCACAGAUUGUUCUCCAGAAUUUAGACAUCAAAGAAGGUCUGCAUCAUAUACUAACCAUCCUUACAAUGAAGAGGGACGGAUCAUUACAUGUAACCUGCACAGAUCAAGACACGGGGAAAUCCGAAGCCGUCACUGUGGAAGUGGCCUCCUAGGCCCAUUUUCUCAGCUACAGUAAAUACCUUCAUACACGGCUUUUAAGACGAACGAUGGGUUUUCAUUCUUCAGAGGCAGCCGGUCACAGACGGGCGUCUCCACAAUGAACUGCAAAACAUUUAAAGGGAUACCUACAAACCUGUAAAGGCCAAUUGGCUUCAUUUGGGUUUGUGAACCGUGUACAUUGGAGAAUCUAUUCUGUUACUUGUGAAUAAUAAACUCCCAUGUUUUUAUAA